This is a messenger RNA of Eriocheir sinensis (Chinese mitten crab), 5828 nucleotides long. RefSeq names its product polyamine-transporting ATPase 13A3-like (gene anne). The transcript is spliced from 20 exons. The coding region runs from base 1115 to 5038 and encodes 1307 amino acids. Gene Ontology annotation, molecular function: P-type ion transporter activity; ATP binding; polyamine transmembrane transporter activity. Gene Ontology annotation, biological process: polyamine transmembrane transport; intracellular calcium ion homeostasis. The record is from RefSeq and is a predicted model, not a curated record. Gene Ontology annotation, cellular component: membrane. Lineage: Eukaryota; Metazoa; Arthropoda; Malacostraca; Decapoda; Varunidae.
CGCACACACUCCCAGACACACGCACACACACACAUACACGUACACACGGUCGAUCGACUUGAGCUCCCGUGGCGAGAGGACAGAAUUUUCCUGGCCUGUCAUUCCCACCCUGCUCCAGAGUGCUCGUGUGUCCAUUUUGUUGUAACCAGCGAAGCCUAGACUGACUGGAGAGUUCCUGUACGCCCAGUCUGUCGAGGAGGAGGAGAGGCAGACCUUGCAGAACCGAGGGGACUAUCUGGCUUAUUCCGUCUACACUGCUAACACCACGCGGGAACAUCGUCCAUGCUGCCACACUUGCUAUAUUUAUCCCCCCAUCCUGACGGGCCAAUACUCAGGCGUGUGUCUCCCUGAGUAGUGUAUUCUGCCGUCGGUAGUGCCCCAGUUUCGUGUGGAGUCUAUAUAUUACUCUCUGCUCAUUGGACAUAGUCACACCUAAACCCAGGUUGAUUUCUUUGCAUUGAGAAUGAUGAAACUCAGGUGUAUCACAUGUUCGGUUGAAAUUAAGAGAAUGGACGCUGAGCUCGAGUCGAUAUGUUGUGUGUUGUAAUCAUGAGUGGUGUCGUGUUGGAAGCUGAGAACUGUACCGAGGUGAAGCGGCCGUGGCAGAUGCAUCCACAAGGUCCGAUGUGGUGGAGCAGGCCAGUGGACAGCGCCGACGAUGGAGGAGGAAUAAGAGGAGUCGCAAUGUGCUCAUGAUACUACUCAAGGACGAGGCCACACACACAACCCCCACCUGGCCCGGGGUACUGCAGGCCGCCCAAUGAUGACGCCCGUAGCCGAUGGGCCACUCACAUCCCCUCGAUCGCCCUGAGGCACCUGCCCUCACAACUGGUUUCCGGAGUUAGAUAGCACUCUUCAGAAAUAGACGAUGAGGAAUAAGUAAAUAAACAGUGAACAUAGACAGACUGGUGUAAUAACACUCGUUCGGUGCUAUAUGCUGGGCGCCUACACAAACGAUUCUACCAAUAAAUGAGUGGUGAAUGGGUUUUGUGAGCCCUGUACAUCUGUCGAGGUCGUGUGUGGCAUAACCCUUACACCCAAGUCAAGGUGGUGUGGAGUGCGGGAAAGGGGAUCCUCAAGAAGCCUUAUAAACUAAAACCACCCACUUGUCAUUAUGGCUGGGACGAGUAAUUCCCGGAGAGCAACCCUGAGUCUCAGUUUUCUUCGUGGAACGAGCCGCCCUUCCCUGAGCCGCGGAUCAUGUCACUGCAGCGUGUAUCAGCCCACCACCACCCCCAUCGUGGAGGAGCAGAGCGCGCGGCUGCUGCCCACCCCAGGAGAGCAAGGUCCAAACAUCGUGAAACCUGGUGUAGACCAUAUAGACGCCAAUGAAGAUGACCAAGCAGAAAUAUAUGGAUACCGCCGAUCAAGAGUCAAAACGGGCAUCACCUGGUUCUUCAUCGUGGUGUCUGCCGGGUUCCUGCGCCUUGUGUUUCACUGGGUGCCCGUGUGGAUGCUCAAGGCCACCCAUUCACAGUGUUCCCUAAAUCAUGCCACCAAGGUUCUCAUAGUGGAAUAUUUCAAGAAGUACAAGAGGAACUUUGUUAAAAGUAUCAAUGAAGUCCGUGCCCAAAAUAUACGCUUACUUCCCAGUUCACCGCAUAAUAAGAUCUGGAAAAGUCUUCAAGAUCUCUUCUAUUUCUUGAUUGAUGCAAGUUAUGAAAAGGAAUACAGUGUUUUGCAUGGUGGAACCAGCCCUGUUGACGAUGGGAUUGAAGAUGUCCAGCAGAUGGAGGAUCUUAAUCUACCCACAACACUUAUGGUUCCCACUCUAGCUGGGUCCAUGACAGAGAUGGAUAGCAUUCGAGUCUUUAAAUGUAGAAAAAUUCUGUACAUCUGGGAAAAAGACACACAAUCAUUCUACAGACUCAGAGGAUUAGAUGUAGGGAACACAGCAGAGGACUUGCAUGGCUACAGAGGACUUUCUUGGGUUGAACAAGCACGGAGGCGGAUCAUAUAUGGAGAAAAUGCUAUUCGGGUGCCAAUUACACCAAUCAAUCAACUCCUCUUUCUUGAAGCCCUAAAUCCAUUCUACAUAUUCCAGCUGUUUUCAGUGUGCUUGUGGUAUUCAGAUGACUAUAUGUGGUAUGCCACAGUUAUUGUGGUAACCUCAGUUGUCUCCUUAGUAUCCGAAGUAUACCAGAUGCACCGAAACCAAGUGGCACUUAGUAACACCAUACAGACAGCAGACACAGUUCAGGUGUUGCGACCAGGUGACCAAGUUGAAAUGAUUCCAUCCGAACACCUUGUUCCAGGAGAUGUGGUAGUCAUACCACCACAAGGAUGCAUGAUGCAGUGUGAUGCAGUUCUUCUUCAAGGAAACUGUAUAGUUAAUGAGUCUAUGCUUACUGGAGAAUCUGUUCCAGUCACCAAAACUUCAAUUGUUGAUCGCCCAGAUGUAAUCUAUAAAGAAAAGGAACAUGGGCGGCACACACUCUUCUGUGGCACCCAAAUAAUACAGACCCGCUUUUAUGGAGGGGAGAGGGUGACGGCAGUUGUGGUACGCACCGGGUUCUCCACGAGCAAGGGUUCAUUGGUGCGCUCCAUUAUGUACCCUCCUCCAGUGGACUUCAAAUUCCAACAAGACUCCUACAAAUUUGUUGGAGUUCUAGCAGCCAUUGCAUCUGUAGGAUUCAUUUAUACAGUCGUUACCAAGUUCCUGCGCGACCUGUCACCUUCAGCAAUAGCACUGGAUUCCCUAGAUCUCAUAACAAUUGUAAUCCCUCCAGCACUGCCUAUGGCUAUGACGGUUGGAAUCCUGUAUGCUCUGCAGAGACUUAAACACCAGAAGAUAUUUUGCAUAUCACCACGUUCAAUCAAUAUAUCUGGAGUUUUGAACUGCGUUUGUUUUGAUAAGACCGGUACACUGACUGAAGAUGGCUUGGACAUGAGAGGAGUGGUACCAGUGUCACAAGCCUCAGACAAUGUGGAGCUUACCCCAAUGACAUCUGCAAUGACACUACCUCAUGACCACCUGCUCUUUGCUAUGGCCACUUGUCACUCCAUAACUAUCAUUAACUUAGAGAAAGUUGGGGAUCCUUUAGAUCUCAAGAUGUUUGAAAGCACAGGAUGGACUCUUGAUGAACCAGGUCUAGAUGACACUAAUAAGUAUGAUAUGAUGAUGCCUUCUGUAGUUCGACCUAGUGCACCAGAUGUUGUCAUCAGCAAUGAGAAUGUUGAAACUGAGCCACCACUUGAACUAGGAAUGCUCCGUCAAUUUCCUUUCUCCUCUAGUCUGCAGCGAAUGUCUGUUAUCACUCGCAAACUUGGGGCUUCCAACUUUGAUUUGUACUGUAAGGGUUCUCCUGAGAUGAUUGCCAGUUUAUCUCGCCCAGAAACAAUUCCCACAGACUUUACAGAGCAGCUACAUCAGUAUACCAUUCAGGGUUAUCGUGUGCUGGCACUUGGAUGGCGCCCUCUCAAGCUGUCAUAUUUAAAAGCUCAGCGUAUUAACAGGGAUGAAGUAGAGUGUGACCUCCAAUUCCUUGGACUACUUGUAAUGGAAAACAGGCUAAAGAAGGAGACGACACCUGUUAUUUCUCAACUUCACAAGGCCAGCAUCAAGACAAUAAUGAUCACUGGAGACAAUAUGCUGACUGCACUCAGUGUUGGGCGUGAAUGUGGUCUGGUCAGUCCUCACCAACAAGUGAUUACCAUCACAGCCACGGCCCCUGACGAGGGUUCUGCUGCAAGCCUUGCAUUCCACGCUAACAAGCCUAGCACUCCAGCGACCCCUGUGAUGUCUCAACGAGUGGAUUCUGUGGUCCAAGUUGAUCUUGAUGAAAAGGUGAAUAGUUCAUUUUGCUUUGCCAUGGAAGGAAAAUCUUGGAGAGUGGUACACCAAUACUUUCCAGAAGUAUUACAGAAGCUCGUUGUUCGUGGAGCCAUAUUUGCACGCAUGAACCCAGACCAGAAACAGCAACUUGUGUUAGAACUGCAAGGUCUCGGCUACUUUGUAGGGAUGUGUGGAGAUGGAGCAAAUGACUGUGGUGCUCUCAAGGCGGCUCAUGCAGGAAUUUCUCUUUCGGAGGCUGAAGCAUCUGUUGCUUCUCCUUUCACAUCAGCUGAGCCCAACAUUUCCUGUGUUCCCAAGCUGAUCAAAGAGGGACGCUGUGCUCUUGUUACCAGCUUUGGGGUGUUCAAAUACAUGGCUGCCUAUUCACUUACACAGUUUGUUUCAAUUAUGAUUUUGUACUCAAUUGAUACCAACCUUACCGAUUUUCAGUUUUUAUGGAUUGAUCUUUUUCUGAUCACUGUAUUUGCCAUAUUUUUUGGUCGAACUGAUUCUUACAAUGGUCCCUUGGCAUCAUACUCUCCUCCAGCUGCACUUUUAUCACUUGCUCCAAUUAUGUCCAUUCUACUGCACAUGUUAAUUGUCAUCAGUUUUCAAGCAUUUUCAUUCUUCUAUGUUCAACAGCAGCCUUGGUUUGUCCCAUAUAAUACAUCACUGGCAGAAGAAGAUAUCUUUGGUUGCUAUGAAAAUUAUGCAGUGUUUUCAGUAUCCCAGUUUCAGUAUAUUAUUCUUGCUCUAGUAUUUUCUCGUGGGCCACCUUUCCGUCAACAUGUCUACACAAAUUUUCUCCUUACAGGAUCACUUGUAGUAAUGACUAUUUGUUGUGUGGUGUUCACCGUGGCUCCUCCAGACUUCGUCAUUAGUUUCUUUGAAUUAGUUGUGCCACCUGAUGAUGAUGAAGAGGCAUACUUCUUCAAAUGGCAAAUGGUUAUAAUCUCUGCAUUGUAUUCUCUUCUGGCAAUAUUUACUGAAUAUGUCAUUAUUGACUACAUUUUUUAUCAAAAAUGUAAACCAAAAUUCCAUAACAUUGAUAAAUCAAAGAAGAAAUAUCUUGCUUUGGAAAGAGAUAUGCAACAAGACAAGAACUGGCCACCAUUAGCUACCUGUGAUGCAGAGGUUGGUGUUGACAAAAAAGAACUGAUUCUAGAUGCUUGCAAGCUCCAUGAUGCAACCCUGAAAUCAGAGGUAAAUGGGCAUCCCCCUAAUGUUGUAACCACAGUAACUCAGUUUCAUUCUUCAUUGUGAGGAAUGUAGACCAACAAUAUUACAAAUAACUAAAAUUAAAAUGUUAUUUGCUGAAGAGAAUUAUUGUAAAAAUGUAUUUAUGAUAAUAGUAAUUAGUAGUUGCAUGAGAUGGAAAUAUUAUAUUUCAUUAUCUAAAGAUGACUUUUUGUAAACUUAACUAUUUAUUUGGGACAGACCUUGUAAUUUUACAUGUAACAUAUCUUUCUUUAACCCCUUCACUACGGCCGGGCGAAAACAGCGCCCCGCGCCGUAUCCGAGAUCGCCGCGCGCACCAAAUUUCAAAUGUCGCUACUUAAUAUAACAAGCUUUCAGCCAUAAACUCAACACAAUCAUCAUGUAUUAUAUAUGAAAACAUGCAGAAUUAAAUGGUGCACAUAAAGAAACUCACUACGGCCGGGCCAAAACAGCGCCCCGCGCCGUAUCCAGGAUCGCCGCGCGCGCCAAAUUUUAAAUGUCGCUGCUUAAUAUAACAAGCUUUCAGCCAUAAACUCAACAUAAUCAUUAUAUAUUACAUAUGAAGACAUGCAGAAUUAAACAGUGCACACAAAGAAGCAGAAAUUAAUUGAUAAUUUUGAGAUGUAAGCAUAAAUAUAAAGAUGAAAUAACUCGUAUAUUGGCUAAAGCACGCCAGGACGUAGUAUGCGCGUCCUCGGAUAUGGUACGGGGCACGCAAGGACGCAGUAUACGCAUCCUCGUGUUGAAGGGGUUAAGCAUUUUGUGAAACUCAGAUUUGUUCUAUGAGAGAUAAAAGCUGUCUAGAGUAUACAAAUAAAGAAAGGAACUAUAUUUA